CUCACCUCCCUCCCUACCUCCCUCCCUCGUGGUAUCGCGCUCACACGCUUGCGCGCUCACAUUCCCUCAUAGAAGUUACCAAGAAAAUUCGCACAUUUAUCGGCAAACUAGAGAACCAUCAGAGAACAUGGCUUCUGGAGUCACCGUUAAUGAUGAUGUUAUUAAGGUCUUCAAUGACAUGAAAGUGCGAAAGUCUUCAACCUCGGAUGAGGUAAAAAAACGCAAAAAGGCAGUGCUGUUCUGCCUCAGUCAAGACAAGAAGAAGAUUAUUGUGGAGGAGGACAAGCAAAUCCUUGUUGGCGAUAUCGGAGAGACUGUCGAUGAUCCAUAUGCCUGUUUUGUAAAGCUCCUACCUCUAAAUGACUGCAGAUAUGGCUUGUAUGAUGCCACUUAUGAAACAAAAGAGUCCAAGAAAGAAGACUUGGUAUUUAUAUUUUGGGCUCCUGAAGGUGCACCAUUAAAAAGCAAGAUGAUAUACGCUAGUUCAAAAGAUGCCAUUAAAAAGAAGUUUACAGGUAUCAAACAUGAAUGGCAAGUCAAUGGCUUGGAUGACAUUCAGGACCGCUCAACCCUGGCAGAAAAAUUAGGAGGCAAUGUGGUUGUAUCAUUGGAAGGGCGACCACUGUAAACUGAAUAGACACCGGCCAUCUGUAUUCCACUCGCUUUCUAUCUUAGCUGUAUUUUGAUCUUGAAGGAAUAGUUUUAAGUUUUCUCUUUUUUUAUUUUUUUUUUUUCCAUAUGAAAAAGAUCUCACUAACAUUUUAAAAUCUAUCGUUUUAUUGCCAGCUGAUGUCAAACUCUGUUUUUGUAUGUCCCCAAAAAAGUUUAUCUUGUAGCAUGUUUUAACUAACAACAAUGCCAUGAAUCAGUAUUGUAAGUUCAGUCCUCUCUGCACAGCCAUGCAAUGUCCAGUGUUUAUCUUUUUGUAUCACUGAGAUAUUAUGUACUACUGUAUCCAACAUGAGAAAGCUUUCUGUUAAUGCUACACAGGGAUUGCAUUAACCAUUUGCGAGCACUUUGCACUCUACGUGUUGACGUAUUUAUUUAAACUUUUCUACCUAAUUGGCCUAAUUUGACAUGGCUAAUAUGUUGAGUACUAUGCAGCUGUGAAAGCACUUGUUUCUACACUACACGUUGAGACACAACUGGGCAUGGGUCUAUGGAAUUGCUGUGUUUGUCAUCAUAUUGAAGUCACCACCAUUUUCAUUCCUGCAGUGCAUAUGGACAGCCUUAUUUUUAUUUGAAUGUACAGUGCGCCACCAAAUAAGGAGGAGGUGCUGCUUGGUUGUUGUUUUUUUUUUAAACACUAAAAGAGAAUGCAUAAUAUCUGUAAAGAUGGCAAUAUCUGCGUUUGCAGCCUUAAAUUAAUAAAAAAAGAAAUUUUUGAGAUCUAUAAAUUUGCCACUUUGAAAUAAAACCUUGUGGCAUACAAAUCA
Molecule: messenger RNA, 1436 nt
Organism: Tachysurus vachellii
Lineage: Eukaryota; Metazoa; Chordata; Actinopteri; Siluriformes; Bagridae
Gene: cfl2
Product: cofilin 2 (muscle)
Exons: 4
Coding region: 128-628 (166 amino acids)
Biological process (GO): actin filament severing; cell motility; actin filament fragmentation
Cellular component (GO): cytoplasm; actin cytoskeleton; actin cortical patch
Molecular function (GO): actin filament binding
Source: RefSeq, a predicted model, not a curated record